Messenger RNA from Rotaria socialis, 306 nucleotides. The record is from the annotation of a GenBank genome assembly. NCBI's taxonomy places the organism in Eukaryota, Metazoa, Rotifera, Eurotatoria, Philodinida, Philodinidae.
AUGAAAUCUUCCCGUCCAGUCGUUUUCGAUCAAAAUUAUCAUUCAUUGCAAAAUUCCGCUACAACACCAGUGAUUAUGAUUGAUAACAAUUACACACAAUAUGCACCACUGUCGCUUUUUCCAUCAACAUCACUUCUUUGGCAACAACUAAGUUCGGAUUUUAAAUCAUUUUUGCCUUCAUCAGCAGCCACAAAUUUUAUGUCAAUAUCAAAUUUUAUAAUUGCAAACCGAUUGAAACUUGUAGAAUUUGCUAGAUAUAUUGAAUCAACAAAACCAAUAAUGCAAUUCAAUCUAUUAUUUGGUUAG